Molecule: messenger RNA, 822 nt
Organism: Sarcophilus harrisii (Tasmanian devil)
Lineage: Eukaryota; Metazoa; Chordata; Mammalia; Dasyuromorphia; Dasyuridae
Product: proto-oncogene tyrosine-protein kinase ROS-like
Source: RefSeq, a predicted model, not a curated record
AUGCCAUUGAAUACAGAGAUUUCAGAAAGGGUGAUAAUGGCUUCAGGAAGAAUAAUUGAUUUACAACUAGAUCCUCUGAAAGGAUAUGUCUACUGGACCACAAUUCAUACCUUUGAAUGUGCUCUCCUAAAUGGAUUUCAUCCUGCUAUGAUUAUGGAAGAAUCCAGUUUCUCAAAUAGACAGAUUGCAGGUUUGACUGUGAAUUUUGAAUAUAUGAUAUUUUACUGGUUGGUCCAAGAUAACUUUGGAAUUGAAAUUUAUCAAGCUGAGCUAUGUAAGAAAAGGGACUGUAAGAGGACUUCAAUUUCCAAGAUCAUAUCAAUUGAUUUGAUGAGACUCUCUUAUCCUGCACUUCAGUAUUAUAGUGGUAGAUUGGCCUGGAUAAGUCAAGCAGGUAUUAUUUACAGUGUAGAACUUGCCAAUCUACAGAAGACAAAAAUCAACAAAAGAAUGAAUUUUACUUCUCUUACAUCUUUCACAAUUGUCUAACCUAGGCCUUUACUAGUUGAUUUCUUCAUAAAAUCUGAUGUCAUUCCUCAGACUCUCUCCAGAAAUUCAUUCCACAUCACUGGAAACUCAUCAGCAUUUUGCAUUAGCUGGAACAUGCCUGAGAAUGUUAACCAUGGAAAUAUAUAUUACCUGUUUAAAUCACUUGCUUUUUCUAUUGUAGAGGAUUUUAUGACACCAAAAUAUUGUUUGAGGAGCCUACAUCCUUUCUCAGAGUUUGAUGUAAGUGUAAAGCUUUAUACUUAUUGGGGAUCUACUGCUGAAAUGUUAUUAAUUCUUCCAUUCUCCAUAAUCUAAUAUGUUUGUACAAAAUAU